Messenger RNA from Lampris incognitus (smalleye Pacific opah), 1481 nucleotides. RefSeq lists its product as uncharacterized. The record is from RefSeq and is a predicted model, not a curated record. The coding region runs from base 55 to 1101 and encodes 348 amino acids. Gene Ontology annotation, molecular function: protein binding. The transcript has 11 exons. NCBI's taxonomy places the organism in Eukaryota, Metazoa, Chordata, Actinopteri, Lampriformes, Lampridae.
UAGACGGCGAGAGGCACACCUUGAGGUAGUGCCGUGUUCACAAAAGAACAAGGAAUGAGAGCUGCGCGCGUUUUCUGGAGAAUGGAAGCAGUGCAAGGCGUUUUAUUUGCCGCCUUGAUGUUAUCUGCACACAUUGUGCUCACCUCGCCUGUGAUUGAAAGGAGCCGGUACGCCAGGGCGUGUAAGAUGUGUCCAGCAGGUGAGUACCAGAAGUCUUGUGACGAGUGUGAACCAUGUCCUGCAGGCACCUAUACUUCUGAGCCCAACUACGAGGACAGCUGUCUCUCCUGCUUCAGAGACUGUAGACCGGACUUUCACCUUCAGGUGGUUGAGAAGUGCACCAGUAAAUCCAAUCUCAAAUGCACUUGUGAGAUUGGUUUCACGUGCAGUGACAUAGACCCACACACAAAUUACUGCAGAGAAUGUGCCAAGAUCCCCAAGAUGACUACGACCGUAAAACCGACUGCGGCCCCACUCCUGAUUUUCCGGAAUCUGAUUUCCUCCAUUCUCACCACAAGCAGACCCUGCAGGCAUCCUGACUGUGCCUCUAAUCUGGUCACACCGGCAGGAAAUGCCACAGAUCCUGUCCCAGCCAAGACAAUGCGUGAACAGGCAACCAUCUUGUCUCCACUGGUGGCCUUGGGAGUCCUUGCCUUUGUCAUCCUCUUCUGCUACCACCACCCAGAGGGUGAACUAUGUUUCAAGCGAGCUAUUUUAAACAGUUUUAAUAAGAUGGGUAAAGAUGCAUCAUCCCAUGCUAUGGAGUCAACUUAUCACAACCCCAGAGACCCAUCAGGUGCAAAGCAUCAGCCAUGCUCCCUUGCUGCCACAAACCUGGGUCCAGUCCACGUCCACAACACAGGCACGGUCGUUUUCAGCUUGCUCAGUCAGUUCACAGGCCAGGCAGAUCCAGCCAGGGAGGAGGAGAAGAGGGGAGAGACAGAGAACAAUGCAGAGGAGGAGAGAGACUGCCCCGUGUUUCAUCCCACACCCUCUCCCUGCGCCCACCUCUCUGAGGAGGAGAAGAAUGGAGAGAGUGUAUUCUUUCCCUUCCAGGAGCAGGGGAAAGACAGUCACAUGUCCAAAGAAGAGAUGCUAUGACAAAUAAAAACAAUUCCCAGAAAGAAAUCAAGGAAGCUGUGUCAGAUCCGUGUGGGGGACAAUUUAUCUGCUUUUUUCUAACCUGUGAAGGGAUUACAACCAUCCACAACCCACUGCUGACAGCCGCUCCAUGGGCGCUGGGAAAAGUCAGUGGCCAAAGCCCAUCAGAUGUUGGGUGCUGAACAAGGUCCACAGUUUGCUUGCACGUGAACUUGGACUCGAGUGGAUUUUUCACUCCCGGAGGAGCAGCGAGAGUGUAGUCUUUUUUUUUUUGUGUAAGUUAUAAGUUAUGAAACCAAAUGUACUGUACUCUUUAAUAAGCUAACUUCUUUGGCUAAAACGAGUUCGCUUGACUGAAAUGUUUAAUGGUUUUGCACAGA